CAAGCCUUGUUUUACUCAUGGCAAUUACAUCGACAGCUCAAUCACAUGCUGUCUUUGCACUUUCCCUCACAGUCACAAUCCUCGCUUGCUUCGUCUCCCUCUCGGAAUCCCACCCCACCGGCGGCUUCUCCGUCGACCUCAUCCACCGGGACUCACCCAACUCCCCCUUCUUCAACCCCGCCGAAACGAUCGCCGUGCGCGUGAGCAACGCGAUCCGGCGGUCCGCCACCCGCGCGCACUCCCUCCACUCCCGAGCUUCAUCCGUUUCCGGUCGACGAAUCGGACUAUCCGAGAUAAUCAACACCAAUGGCGAGUACCUCCUCAACAUAUCCAUCGGAACGCCGCCGUUUUCGAUCUUCGCAAUCGCCGACACCGGCAGCGACCUCACGUGGACCCAGUGCCGGCCUUGCAAGCGCUGUUACAAGCAAAACUAUCCGCUGUUUAACCCGAGACGCUCCACCACUUACCGGCCCGUACGGUGCGGGUCGAGAACCUGCAGAGCUUUGGCCCAACCCGCGACUUGCUCUCGGCGGCGCAAAUCUGGGACCUGCCGAUAUUCGGUGUCGUACGGGGACGGGUCCUCCACAAACGGCGUCGUUGCGACGGACAGGAUCGCUCUGGGCACCUCCUCCCGCAGCGCCGUUUCGCUCCGGCAGGGGAUAUUCGGGUGCGGAUAUGACAAUAAGGUCCUUGGCAAUGAGGCCGGGUCGGGUGUGAUCGGACUCGGAGGCGGGCCCAGUUCCAUCAUUUCGCAAAUGGAUCCUCUAAUCGCCGGGAAAUUUUCCUACUGCUUGGUGAAUAUUUACCGGUCGGGAAAAUCCAGCAAGAUGAGAUUUGGAAAUGCAGCGGUGGUCUCGGGGCAUGGGGCGGUCUCCACUCCCUUAUUUUCUCACCCGGGGGACACUUUCUAUUACUUACGACUAGAAGCGAUCACGGUCGGAAACAGAACGAAAGCGGAAUAUUCCGACAGUUUUGCUUCUUCUUCUUCUUCUUCUUCGGCGACGGCCGGUAACAUUGUCAUAGAUUCCGGUACGACGGUGACGCGUCUGGCAACGCCGUUUUACCAUAAACUGGUGGCGAUGGUGAGGAGUGUGGUUCGUUUGCCGCUGGCGGAAGACCCCAGCGGGCUUCUCGAUCUCUGCUUUAGCUCAGUGGAUGUGGUGGGACCCAAACUGAUAGCGCAUUUCGCCGGCGGCGUGAAAGUGGUGUUGAGGCCUUUGAAUGUGUUCGUGAAAGUGGCGGAUGAAGUUCUGUGCUUAGCGUUUGCGCCGUCAGACAAUCUGGCAAUAUGGGGGAGCUUGGCACAGAUGAACUUCCAGAUAGGGUAUGAUCUGAAGAAGAGGACGGUGACUUUUAAGAGGGCAGACUGCGUCAGGGUGUAGUGGGAUUUGCACGCAUGUAUGCGUCCUUGUAUUUUAUGUUUAACCUUUUUUCUUUUUUCUUUUUUCUGCUUCUGAUUUGCCUUUUAAGUUGUUGUCUGUUGUGUUCAAAUUAAUUAAUUAAUCAAGGCAACCAACUUUUAAGAAUGUUGGAUUGGAAUAAAUUGGAAAUGUUUAGUUUGGAAUGUGAAUAAUGGAUGAGAAUGUAUUCGGG
Molecule: messenger RNA, 1593 nt
Organism: Malania oleifera
Lineage: Eukaryota; Viridiplantae; Streptophyta; Magnoliopsida; Santalales; Ximeniaceae
Product: aspartic proteinase CDR1-like
Exons: 1
Coding region: 18-1382 (454 amino acids)
Cellular component (GO): extracellular region
Source: RefSeq, a predicted model, not a curated record